Messenger RNA from Silurus meridionalis, 4014 nucleotides. It is a transcript of the gene niban1a, whose product is annotated as niban apoptosis regulator 1a. Bases 139 to 3411 code for a protein of 1090 amino acids. The record is from RefSeq and is a predicted model, not a curated record. NCBI's taxonomy places the organism in Eukaryota, Metazoa, Chordata, Actinopteri, Siluriformes, Siluridae. The transcript is spliced from 14 exons.
AACCUAGGCUGAGAAAUGGGACUACAGAUAAGCUCACCUGUGCAGCUGUAGUAGAUUGUGACAGGAGCCUGUUAUGAAGCUUGCUAAAGAGAAGCAAACCUGAGAAAACCUUGCGAAAGAAUAUCUUAAUACGCCAUUAUGGGAACAUCGUCCAGUCUUCUGGAUGACAAUAAAUACACCUUUAUUAAAGAGUGGGCGCAGACGGAGCUGAGGAAUUUUUCACCUAUCUACAAGAAGCAAUACUCUCUGGCCUUUCUCUCCCACGUUCAUGAUGAGUUGGUUCAACGCAAACAGGAGCAUACUCAACUCCUUAAACAGCGGGAUCCACCGCCCGAAACAGAGGUGCUUUACCAGGAGUCUGUGCUCUACUUUUGCGAUAACAGGAAAUGGAAGGAGAGGUUUGUGGUGGUUUCAGCCAAUUACUCUCUGGAGUACCAUGAGAGCUAUGAGACUUUUACGAAAGGCACUCCACCACUAUUAAAGGUGCUGACUACCGGAGGCACUAUUUUGACCACAGAUGAGAAAUACAUGGAAGUGAUAGACAGAUGCUUCACUGACACUGACAAUGUGAAAGAAGACUUUGCUCCUCCAGUGGUGGGAAUGCCAGGCCAGUUUCCCGUGUACCUCCGACUGCCAUACCAAAGAGACCACUACUUCUGCUUCUUCCAGGAGGCCAAACAUGUCAAGUUUAUGUCUGUUUUAUCUGACUGCAUUCGCCACCAGAAUCAAGACUUCUUAAAAAAGGAGACAUUCGAAGUGCAGGCCUUCAUCAAAGCUGUUCAGCUUUACAGGCAGGAUAAGGGCUACUAUGAAUCAUGGGAUAUGAUGAUAGGCAACGAUGUGCAGGUGCUGACUAAUCUAACCAUGGCGGAUUUAUUGCCAUCUCAAGAGAAAGACUUGCUUUCUUGCCUGAAGGCCAAAAAGAUGGAGAAGAAGAGAAUGUGGUUUGCUACAGUUGAGGCAGUAUAUAAUGUGGUGCAGGAGACUUUCAUGGAGGGCAUGGCUGCUCUGAACAACGAGUGCAGGGAGGCAACCAUGCAGCAGAAAGCACUUAUGUGCUCAAAUAUGGAUCAGAUCAUGAGCUCCCGAGCCUUUCUGGAGAGUAAGCUCAGAGACAUGGUAGCUGAGCUGGCUACCCAGUACUGCAAACAACACAUAGAGCCUCGCCUCAGUGCUGUGCUGGAGGAGAUAAUGGGGCCCAUCAGCCUGGGCUUUGGGGAAGCACGGCAGGUCAGCGAGAGCAUGAUGGAGCACCUGUGCCAGGUUUAUCAAGAGGGCAUGACCAGAGAAGAUCUCCAACAGAAUUGGGUAGCGAUGAGUAAACCAGACUUACAGAGCUGUUAUGAGAAAGUUAGUGGACUGAAGGAUAAUAUACAAGAGUUCAGCUAUUCUAACUGCAGAGGCCUGGAGCACAGCACACAGAUUGAUAUACAACAGCUGGUAGACAAUGUGGAAUACACCUUUGGACUACUUCUGAACAAGUCUCCCCAAGACAACAACAACCUAUUAGAUCUCAUGGUAAAAGCCAAAAAUAGGGUGUUAAAGGUGAGCACACGGACAUGUACACUCUCACUCACAUACACCAAUAUCCAAGAUCAAUGCUCUGUAUUUCAUGUGGCAUACAGCAGUGGUCCCCGACCCCCGGGCUGCGGACCGGCACCGGUCCGUGGGUCAAUUGGUAUCGGGCCGCACAGAAAGAAUACACAAUAUGACUAUGACAGCAGUACACAGAGAAAGAGGAUUUUCCAAGAAGCUCUGCUCAGCAUCACUUUACCUAGGCUCAAAGCUUUUCUGGCUCCUACAUUCAAAAAGGAACUACCGAACUUUGAACAGUACAUAUUUGCUGAUUAUGUCGAUUUCAUCAACGUGGAGAAUGUCUACGAGGACAUACUGGAGCAAAUGCUAGAGAAGGACGUUAGCAAAGUGGUGAAGGAAGCAGCAAGUAUGCAGAAGUACAACUUAUUCAUGGAGUCCAGGUAUCGUUUCAGUGUUUCCAGCAUGUACUUCACUCCCCCUGGCAGCCCAGACUACACCAGCACAUCCACAAAAGUGGGCAAUGUUCUACCACCCUCCCCAUUGCUGAAGGAAACCCAGUGCACUAAUGAAGACCUAGUGCUGAUUCAGAAGAAGGUUGAGCUAAAAGGAAUUAAGGCCCAAAUAAUAGAGGUUCAAGAACAUGCACAACCAGAGCUCACUGAGGUACGUCCUAAGAAGAUUAUUGAGCAGAAGGUAAUCAUGGCCCAUCAGGAAGAGGUUCCAGCACAUGCACAAACAGAGCUGAUUAAGAUACCUUUUGAUGAAAAAACAGUCCUGGCUGAGAAGAGAAUGGAGCAGGAGGUCAUCAAGAUCCAGGAGGAAGCGGUUGAGAUGAAUGCACAAUCAGUGAUUAUUAUGGUAACUACUAAUAAAAUCCCAGUCCUGGCUGAGAAGAAGGUGGAGCAAGAGGUAAUUGUAGCCCAGCAGUUAGAAGAUCAUGUACAACCAGAGCUUACUAAGGUACCUAUUGGUGAAAAUACAAUUAUGGCUGAGAAGAUGAUUGAGCAGAAGGUAAUCAUGGCCCAUCAGGAGGAGGUUCUGGAAGCUACUAAAGAGCGCAAACUGGAGGAUAAUGAAGGGUCAGAUUUUCCUUUUAAUGCAGCAACUGAGAUACGAGCCAGAUUUCCUGCACAUGAGACCACUCAGAGUUUGGGGAAGAAAACAUACUCAGGGCCUCCUUUGUUACUCGAUAUAAACCCAGAGACCUUACUUAACCCAUCUAUCUCAAAUACAGAACCUGCACUUAAGCCUGCAUCUCAUACAUUGUUUGAACUUGUACCAAACCCAAUAAAAACUGUAGCCAAUGAGACACCAUGCCAAGCUUGUCCACCCGAGAGAGAGACAAGGCCUAUGGGACAAGUCCUACAAAAUGAAACUCUGUCAAGUCUCAAUUUUAUCUCAGCAGAGAGUAAAGCCGAAACCUCUCAGGUUCUGCCAAGCUGUUUAGAUGUACAACCCCUUAUUUUAGAUGAGCAAACCAACAACGACACUGGAGAUACCAAAUUAUUGGUAGAUGAUCUUACUUCUAUCGGAGCUCCAAUUUAUGAGCUCAGAGUCAGCAACAUGACACAGGACUUUUAUGAUUGUUUAUCUUGGAGCACAUCGAAGGAGCAAGACAGCAACGAGGAUGAUGAGCCAACACUGGAAACCUCAACAGCCAGCUCUAACCCUGAGGACAUCUUCAUAGUGAAGUGUGAAGCUAUCUUGGAUGCUAGUGUGAAUGUAACUGACGACUCUGCAGAUCUCAGAAACGAAGCAGCCAGACCUUUAGAUUGCAUCAAGGAAAUCCGUGACCUUGUGGUGGAAGUGAUUGAAGUGGAGGAUGUAGUCCAACACUACCCUACCAGUGCAGAGGUCAGCUUAAACACACAAUGAAAAAGAGUGCUGUGGUAAAGGACACUUUCUGAAGUGAUGGACAUCAUGCCAUAACUUAAUAUCUAUACUUCGUUAUCAAAAUUAUUUGUUUUACCCCUUCAGGACUUAUAUAUAUAAUAUGUGGGUCUUAAAUGCUGUUAUUACUGUGUAGAUGUGAUGCAAAUGAAAGAAUGUAUUUGUUUUUGAUUGUUAAUUUAUGCAUAAUUGAAUAACCAUGUUUCAAAUAAGUGGGAAAUAAAAUUAUAUAUACCUUUUGCUUAAAAGUAUCUUAAACUGUAAAAUAAAUACACACAAACUGUCCAGCUCGCAUUGUUUGCUAUGUGCAUUUCAAAUGCAUUUUUUUUUUCAAAAUCAAAUACAGUUCUUAUUUGUAUGUAAUCAUUCUGUCACAUGCAAACCGUCUACAAUUUGUUGCACAUUCAAUGCGAUGCAUUGUUUGAAAUCUUAACAGAUAACAGAGCAUUUAGUAGCACUUUAACCAGAGGUGGGAAGUAACGGAGUACAAAUACUUCGUUACUGUACUUAAGUAGAUUUUUCUGGUAUCAGUACUUUACUCCACUAUUUAUUUUAUUAACUUUUUACUUUUACUCAUUACAUUUUUAC